AUGAUGCCAUCGACAUUGAUGACACCAGUGAAAGAAAAAGAUGGACACUUCGACGAGAUUGAGCUUCGAAUAAACCCUACCGAGCACUUUACUGAGCGAAAUGCUUCUUUAAAGAGAAAUAAUAGCAUGUCCACUUCGGCACUGCGAGCUCGACGCACGGGAUCCCCAAGUGGAAAUGAUGAAGUGAUGUUGUUGAGUCGACCAAUCUCAUUGCAUUCCGAUCAUUGCAUGCCGAUUGAACAGCAAAAAAGUGUUCCCACUCCAUUGAUUGAUCAUUCGAAUCGAUCUUCAUCACCGCAUCUCUCACCGGAAAAUCCCCUCCCACGAGCUCCAUCAACAACUGGAUCCACGAGUAGUCAUGAAGGAAAUACCAACAAUGGAUCAAAGGAUGACGAUCCAUCGAUCGAUCAAUCACAUGACGCCAUUCACGAGGCUCGCCUAUUCGCAAAGAAAAAAUAUUUCUCUGAACGGCCCACAAAUAAAAAUAUCUUUCGACGGUAUUUCCAUCCGACUUUUCAUCAACGAUCUAUUCAAUUUCGAAAGAUUUUCUCCGGAACUGUGCCCGAUGAGGAUCGAUUGCUUUAUACUUUCUCAUGCGCUUUCCAACGAGAAAUCCUUGCUCAGGGUCGAAUCUUCAUUUCUCAACAAAAUGUCUCCUUUUAUGCAAAUAUUUUCACAUGGGAAACGCUAUUCGCAAUACCGAUCAAGGAUAUUAAAGGGAUCACAAAAGAAAGAGCGGCAAAGAUUUUCCCGAACUCGAUUCAGAUCGAGACUCGAAAUGAUGAGCGCUUUUUCUUUGCCUCAUUUAUCAAUCGCGAGAAAACAUUUACUGUUUUGGAGACUGUUUGGAAAGCCGUACAAGAGGAGAAGGCAAUUUCCCCGGAAGAGCUUUGGGAAUUGAUGAAUCCUGAAGAGGACGAGCAGAAAUUUCCCAACAGCAAAGUGAAGAAGUCACGAUCGAGCGAGAGUAUGAACAAGAAUCACUCAGCUCCAACCCUGUCUCCAUUAUCCGUUCCACCCACUCCACUCUCUCCACCAGAUUCCGAAUUCCCGUCGAUUUCCGAGAUACACGAGCUAGCUGAGCCAUCCGAGUGUCCAUGUGAGAGUCAUUUCGGUCGAAUUCUUCUUGAUCGAUGUUUCGAUUUGCCGGUAGACGAAAUGUACACAAUUCUUUUCACCGACACUCCAUGGUUUCAUCGUUUCAAUGAGCAAAUCAAGAACUCGAUUCAUUCUCGUGUUCCCCGGGGAAUCUCAGAUUAUGCGGCAUCAGAUUGGACAAUGGAUCGAGAAGGAGGAAGACAGAGGACUGUCACUUACACAGUGGCACUCAAUCAUGCAAUGGCACCAAAGAGUUGCACUGUCACUGAGACACAGGUUUGUUCUCAUUUGAGUGCUGAUGGUUUCGUCGUUCGGAAAGAGUCUCACAAUUCGGGGGUUCCUUAUGCCGAUUCGUUUGCCGUUCUCGUCACAUAUUGUGUGACAAGGGUCACAUCCACCUCAUCUCGUGUCCGGGUUCACGGUGGAAUCGACUAUCGGAAAAGCAUUUGGAGUAUGAUGAAAACUUUCAUUGAGAAGAACACGAAUCAAGGCCUUGAUGAGCAUUACGCUGCUUUGCACGAUUCGUUGAGAGAUGAGAUUCGAAGACGACAAAAUGGAUUCAUCGAGGAGGCGAUUCGCGUUGAACCAAGCACAUCAGAGGUGGUGGAGUUGGUGGAAACGGUCGAGCAGCAAAAACACCUCCAACCAACUCCAAGACGUGAACGUCUCCCAACUUUCCCUCGAUCAGUCUCUGUGGCGGCUUCACGAGUGAAUUUCCUCGAUCAGACACAAAUCGAGCGACAACAUUUACCCGCGACUUUCGAUUUCUAUGCAAGGCUCACUAUAUUACUCCUCGUUUGUAUUCUGUUGGUGAACGUGGCUACGUGGUGGCUCCAUUUCCGGGCUGAAUCCCCGCGAUCUCCAUUCUCAAAUGUACCUGGGCACACAGUCGAGACGCUGGCUGAGGCCGUGGAAAAGAUUUCCGUCGAGUUGCGCCGUUUGAAAGAAGGGAAAAAUGAGUUG
Molecule: messenger RNA, 2061 nt
Organism: Mesorhabditis belari
Lineage: Eukaryota; Metazoa; Nematoda; Chromadorea; Rhabditida; Rhabditidae
Source: the annotation of a GenBank genome assembly